Molecule: messenger RNA, 841 nt
Organism: Ornithodoros turicata
Lineage: Eukaryota; Metazoa; Arthropoda; Arachnida; Ixodida; Argasidae
Product: actin-binding Rho-activating protein-like
Exons: 5
Coding region: 162-689 (175 amino acids)
Biological process (GO): positive regulation of transcription by RNA polymerase II; positive regulation of Rho protein signal transduction
Cellular component (GO): sarcomere
Molecular function (GO): actin binding
Source: RefSeq, a predicted model, not a curated record
GCGUCAAAUGCGAAGUUGUUUAUUGUUUAUUUGCAGUGGUCGUGUUUCUGCGCUUGGAUCAGUGCAUGCAGUGUCAUGUAAGUGUUCUGAAGUGACGCUUCGUGUCAACUUGGAGUUCUGCAGGGCGUGUCGUAGGUCGCAUAUCGUGCACAAGUGAUAACAUGGACGAGGAACAGAACGCCAAGAAAGAGGUGAGGGUCUUUGGCCGCCCUGCACUCUCGGCCAAAGUAGCCAUGUUCCAACGGAAGGCAGAAGAGCACAAGCAACAGCAGAUGGACAACCCUUUCUCGGAAUGGGAAGGGGCCUCACACAGGGCAGCUUUGAGCAAGGACGAUCCGAGAUACGGUCGACCCGAAGAAGGCAGCAAGACCGACAAACGCGGCAAACAGGCAGGCACUCUUAUCAGCAGCGAGAUUCGUGUCCUGUGCGAGAACAUCACAGAGUUCGGACAACCGGUGCCCGACGGCACAACGGUCAUCACUUUCGGUGAACUAUUUCAGCUGUACACAUCGAUAUCGAACAAGCUCGUGGGUAUUCUGUUGCGAGCUCGCAAGCACGGCCUCGUGACUUUUCAAGGCGAGAUGCUUUUCCAAAGGAGGGAUGACGAUGUCGUCAUCACAUUAUUGAAGUCUCUGCGCGAUCUUUACAUGGAGAUGGGCUACGAACCACACGAAUUCCGCAACGCAUGAGACACAACAUAUAUCAACACUGGCUAUACAGCUGUCCUGUUGAUGACGAGCUUUAAUCGAAACCAAAGAAGAAACUUUUAACGCGACAGUUCGAGCUGAAACUUCUGUUUUGUUCUCUGACUACGACUUCGAAUAAACAAACUCGUGGAAUA